AUGGAGAGAGUUGCGGAGUUCAAGGCGGAGCUCCGCGCUACAAGUGGUCGGCUGGCGUGGGCGGCUAAGGACAAGAUCGUGGAAGCCCUCUACGAGGGGGCGCCGUUGAUCCGGAGAGCGCCCCGAUAUCCAGUGAUGGUCUUGGUGGUCUUCGAGAGGGUGGUCCUCGACGAUAGCGAGCCGACGGGCUUGCGGAUAUAUGCCUGGGCUAAGUUGGUCAAGGUCUGGGCCUCGCUAAUGAACCCAUCGUGGCUUCGGAUAGGCUUCGAGCUGCUACAGUGGCUGGUCACUUUCAGCCGAGACUACUUGCUGCCCAAGCUAAAGCCCGACCUCGCGGUCUUCGAGAAGAAGAUGGCCGAGUACGCCGAUGCUGUGGUGGUAUCGGCCGCUAUCCUGCAAAGGGCAGGGAUGCCUGCAAUAGUGCAGGGUUUCUGGACGGAGCACUCCGAGAGGUCGGUGCUACCCACGGGGCUCAGCGUCCUUGGAGUGAAUGGGCCCGAGAAAGAUCUCUUUCUUGGGCAGAUGGAAGCGUGA
This is a messenger RNA of Symbiodinium pilosum, 534 nucleotides long. The record is from the annotation of a GenBank genome assembly. NCBI's taxonomy places the organism in Eukaryota, Dinophyceae, Suessiales, Symbiodiniaceae.